AUGGCUGGAAAAGAGUGGCUGAAAAUCUUCCGAAAAAAAUAUUCUAAAGAAUUAUCACUUAGAAAGCCUGCGGCAACAAGUCUGGCCCGCUCAACUGCUUUUAAUAGACAAAAUGUAGUACUUACUUUUCAAAAUUAUGAAGUAGCUCUUGGGCUUGAACAAAAUCAAGGUAUUACAGCAUUUAACAUAUGGAAUGUUGACGAAACCAGUGUUAGCACUGUCCACCAUCCUCCUAAAAUCUUAGCAAAAAAAGGUCAAAAGCAGGUUGGUGUAAUGACUAGUGGUGAACGAGGAUAUAGUGUAACAAUGAUUGGAGCAAUAAAUUCUGGUGGUAGCUAUAUACCCCCAAUAUUGAUUUUCCCUCGUAAGAAGUUUAAAGACUUUAUGUUAAAAGAAGCCCCAGAAGGUACACUUGGUGGAGCAAACCCAUCAGGAUGGUCAAAUGAAGACUUGUUUCUAGGAUUUAUGAAACAUUUUGUAAAGCACACUCGUUCAAGUAAGGAAAAUCCUUCUAUUCUUUUACUUGACAACCACGAGAGUCAUAUCUCAAUACCAACAAUCCAGCUAGCAAAAUAUAAUGGGAUUACAAUGGUAACAUUUCAUCCACACACUAGUCAUAAAAUGCAACCCUUAGACGGGUUUAGUCCAUUUAAGACAUAUUAA
Messenger RNA from Hydra vulgaris (swiftwater hydra), 663 nucleotides. RefSeq lists its product as uncharacterized. Gene Ontology annotation, cellular component: nucleus. The record is from RefSeq and is a predicted model, not a curated record. NCBI's taxonomy places the organism in Eukaryota, Metazoa, Cnidaria, Hydrozoa, Anthoathecata, Hydridae. Gene Ontology annotation, molecular function: DNA binding.